AUGCUAUCAGCUCCGGAACCUCUCGAUCAAGCAGCUUCUACUUUUUCUAUUCAAGACGGGGAGAAAUCAUCAAUUCAAUUAGAUGCCGGUUGUUUCCUGAAACUAGCUGCCAGAACUGGGCUAGAUAGGGCGUGCGAAGGGCGAAGGGGAUGGCUUCUAGCUGUUCAAACUCCCUAUCAUCGUAUGUCUCCGCCGACCCAACGACUUUCCGAUGUGAUUGACAAGCAGCGGGGCAUGGAACGGAGUUUAAUUCAUCGCGACAGGAGUUCACCAAGUCUAAGAAUGGGCCGGUCAUCCAACGAGAACGGGAGUCGUCAGAUCUUGCCCAGGCAAAGGAGCGAUCGACACUCGCUCGCAAGUUUUAAGCGCAAGGACAAGUUGAUUCAGAAAGGGGAACAGGAGUAG
Messenger RNA from Ilex paraguariensis (yerba mate), 405 nucleotides. The record is from the annotation of a GenBank genome assembly. Lineage: Eukaryota; Viridiplantae; Streptophyta; Magnoliopsida; Aquifoliales; Aquifoliaceae.